This is a messenger RNA of Otolemur garnettii (small-eared galago), 1203 nucleotides long. Its product is annotated as coiled-coil domain-containing protein 85C-like. The coding region runs from base 1 to 1203 and encodes 400 amino acids. The transcript has a single exon. The record is from RefSeq and is a predicted model, not a curated record. NCBI's taxonomy places the organism in Eukaryota, Metazoa, Chordata, Mammalia, Primates, Galagidae. Gene Ontology annotation, cellular component: apical junction complex.
AUGGCGAAGCCUGCAGCGGUGGCGUCGAAAGACCUGAGCCAGGUGCCAGACGAGGAGCUGCUACGCUGGAGCAAGGUGGAGCUGGCGCGGAGGCUGCGGUAUGCCCAGGGCGAGAAGGUGGGCCUCAUGCUGGAGCACCGUGGCCUACUGCGCCACGUGAACAGGCGGCUGCAUCAGCACCUGCUGGAGAUCCGCAGCCUCAAGGACGUGAACCAGAGGCUGCAGGACGACAACCAGGAGCUGCGCGAGCUCUGCUGUUUCCUCGAGGACGACCGGCAGAAGGGGCGCAAGCUGGCACGUGAGUGGCAGAACUUCGGACGCCAUGCGGCCGACGCCGUGUGGCACGAGGUGGCUCGCUCUCAGCAGAAGCUGCGCGAGCUCGAGGCGCGCCAGGAAGCCCUGCUGUGUGAGAACCUGGAGCUCAAGGAGCUGGUGUUGCUGCUGGAUGAGGAGCGCACCUCGCUGGCGGCGGCGGGAGGUGCGGGCAGUGGAGGUGGCGGUGCGGGAGCCCUCAUCUCUAUCCACAGCCAGGCCAGCCUGAGCGGGCCACUGGUGGGGGGCGCAGCGGGUGCAAGGGCCCGUGACGUGGGCGACGGCAGCAGCACGUUGAGCACAGGCAGUGGAGGCAGCCCGGACCACCAUCACGGUGUUCCACCCCCACUGCUGCCCCCCGGGCCGCACAAGGCCCCCAAAGGCAAGGCUGGAGCUAUGCUUCAUUUCCCCAAUGGCCUGUGUGAUCCCUCGUCCACGUACAUCAGGCAGCUGGAGACCAAAGUGAAGCUGCUAGAGGGUGACAAGCUCCCCACACAGCAGGUGGGCUUUGGGGAGUUCCGGAUGCGGCAGAAAGGCUUCUCCCCAUACCACUCGGAGUUCCAGCUUGCGUCCCUGCCACCUUCCUACCAGGACUCGCUGCAGUAUGGCCUGGCCUGCCCUGUUCCUGAGCUGCCCUCGCCAUCCCCUGCUGGCUACAGUUCUGCAGGACAGAAGCCCGAGGCUGUUGUGAACGCCAUAAAGGUCCUGAAGGUACAUGAGAACUUGGCCUGGCAGCUCCAGGACAGCUGUGAGGAGGACCUGAGUGAGAAGGAGAAGGCCAUUGUUCGCGAGAUGUGCAAAGUGGUCUGGAGAAAACUGGGAGAUGCUGUCAGUUCUAAGCCCUCCAUCCGGCAGCACCUGACUGGGAACAAGUUCAAGGGGCCUUUGUAG